AUGGACAACAUUUCUGAACACGAAAUAAAAAUGAGAAGUCAAUACUUUGAAAUAAUUGACAAUAUCGUCAUAGAAAUGAACCGAAGAUUUAAGCAAACAGAACUAAUUGAAGCAGUGGAAACCUGUAAUCCAAGCUCCAAAAUGUUUUUAGACAUUGACACACUUAUAAAAUUGCCAGGAAUUUCUACAGAUAAUCAAUUUAUUGAAAAGUUGAGAGCACAAUGUGAUUUAGGAAAAAAAAUGUUUGCUGCAGAUUCAAAUUCUAUAGAAGCCUAUUUAUCAAUUAAAAGCAUGGGAGCAUCAUUCUUACAGCUAGAAGAAAUGUACAGACGAAUUUUAUUUAUUCCAAUUUCAAGUGCUACAGCUGAAAAGAGUUUUUCUACAAUGAGGAGAAUAAAAACGUAUAAUAGAUCGACCAUGACCGGAAAACGUUUACACAACCUAGCUCUGCUAUCGAUUGAACGAGAAAAAAGUGAAGAGUUAAUACAAAAUCCAGACGAAAUUUUAAAUGAAUUUGCUAGUAAUAAGUUAAGAAGGUUAAAUUUUUCCAUGUAA
Macrosiphum euphorbiae (potato aphid) is the source of this 555-nucleotide messenger RNA. Lineage: Eukaryota; Metazoa; Arthropoda; Insecta; Hemiptera; Aphididae. The record is from the annotation of a GenBank genome assembly.